Messenger RNA from Mizuhopecten yessoensis (Yesso scallop), 1141 nucleotides. RefSeq lists its product as uncharacterized. Bases 193 to 1056 code for a protein of 287 amino acids. The record is from RefSeq and is a predicted model, not a curated record. NCBI's taxonomy places the organism in Eukaryota, Metazoa, Mollusca, Bivalvia, Pectinida, Pectinidae. The transcript has 4 exons.
ACUUGGUCUGUCCUCGGUAGAAAACCAACCUCCUGAUCAUGGUAUACAGGUACGCCGUACAGGGCCCCUUGCAGUGUCAGUACUCGAAAGUCCAGUGUCCUAAUUCGUGACCCGUCAGAUAAUGUAAACGUCAAAUAAAUUAUAGCAAAGCUGAAAGAAGGAACUCAACUAGGACGGUAAAGUGACGUCAUCAUGGCCCAGUACGUCAUAAACAAGCUGGAGUCAUUUCAUGGCGAUUUGUCCUUCAAUGGCGUCCCUUAUGAGGCGUUCGAACGUACAGGUCACUGGUCACUAUGGGGCGUGAUGAAGAUGUUUGAAGCAGCCCGUCUGAUUGGUCUGUACAACGGUCUGUUCCACUUCCGGUCGAUGGAAGAGAAACACAAGGGUUUGGUGAUUGUCACACAGACCAUCCGACUGAGUCCUGAUCUGCACCGAGACUACUCCCUCUUCACCACCCUCAAACAACGGUACGUCAUGGAUAUCGUUGAGAUCGGUCGAAGGUCAUUCUCUUUCGUAAGCAGACUGACCAAUGAAGAAACUGGAAAGUUCCUUGGAGAAGUUCUCCUAAAAUAUGUCCUAAUUGACAGGCGUACACGGAAGUCGAUUCCACUACCGGAUUCUUUUUUUGAAAAAUAUUCCGAAGAUGGAAAGAAAAAAGUAAAAGUUGUCAACCUGUCCAUUCCAGCUUGUCCUGAUAUGGGUAAAAAUGUAUUUCGGCUUAAAGUGCUUCCUCUGCAUAGCGACACUGACCGGAACAACCAUGUGAAUCAGUCUGUCUACUUCCGGUUUUGUAUCGAUUGUGCUACAGAUGCGGCUCUAGCCGGCAACUAUCGUCAUUUCACGUCAGACAUGUGUUGGUAUCCUGUUGUCGAGAUGAAUGUUUAUCAUGCGAACGAGAGUCUCGUCAACAAAGAGUUGAUCGUCAACACGUGGCAAGAUGAUGACGACUUCCGGUUGAUCUUCUUCAUCAUCAAACGCAAGAAAACUGUUCUGUUUAAAGCGUCCAUGUUGUUUUAUCCUGAAAUGUCUAAGAAGAGACGGAACUCGCGAAUGUGAGGAACAAAACAAUAGUUUAUUAACUUCAUAAUCUUACAAUAGGUCAAAAUGUUACAACAGUUAUCAAUAAAGAACACUUAAUAUC